Messenger RNA from Eruca vesicaria subsp. sativa (arugula), 1473 nucleotides. NCBI's taxonomy places the organism in Eukaryota, Viridiplantae, Streptophyta, Magnoliopsida, Brassicales, Brassicaceae. The record is from the annotation of a GenBank genome assembly.
AUGGCGUCGAUCACCUGUUCCUCUGAUCAACGUCUCUCAACAAGCAAGAGACGUUUAAAGCCGUUGAUGCUAAGAGACUACUUACUCGAUGAUCUCAGCUCUUGUUCAUCCAACGGCUUUAAAUCUGUCCCACGUCGUCCACCUCCUCUCUCCUCAUCAUCUUCCACCGUUCGUCGUCUCCUUGACGCCGAGAUCAAACGGUCAGGAUUGAUCCAUCAUCAUCAACACAAGCCGCGUCUCACUAAAAGAAGCCGUACAACUUGCGGGACGGCGAUCAGCCACGCCGUUCAUAAAGCUUCAACGGCGUUUCUUAACGCCGUUAAGCUUUUACCGUUCCAUGCAACCGCCACGUCUGGGAAGGGAGAUCAGAAACAACAAGGCGUUCUCUCUAGAAGCUUCUCUAAACGGCGCUUCUGGAGAAAACCUGUAAGUCAAUCUCGCCGUGAAGUAACCGUCAUUGACGUCGGAGACGACGGAGAGAUCCAAUGGUGGAGAUCCGCCGCGUUUUUCCCGGACGAAGAGAGUUUAGAUCAACCGUCCGAUAUGUUCUCUCAAAUCUCAACCGUCGCCGACGAAGCAACAUUCUCAAUCUCUGAAGAUGCGGCGAUUACCACCACGGUUAAGAUUAUCUCCGGCGGUGACUUUUCGAGUUCCGGUAGGGAGUUUUUCACGAACUCGUCGUCGUCGGAGGUUGUACAGUCAUCUUCUUCGUCGAGCGGUGAAUCUGAGGAAGUGUUGAACGAAAACGACGCCAUGGAAGUCGGUGAUGAGAGCGGAAAGAGAUUAAACGCACGUGACUGUGACGGAUCAUCUGUCAACCGCAACAGCCAGUGUAACAGAAAGGAAUGUGUCAAUGAAGAAAAAGAACAACUCAGUCCAGUAUCAAUCUUGGAAUGCCCUUUUGAAGAUGAUGAAGAUGAUGAAGGCUAUACGAUCACUGAUCUUAUCUCCCACCAUAAUGAUACAUAUGAGGAAGCUGCAAGAAAAGGCAGAAGAUUAAAUGGUUUGGUACGGCUUGAGCCACUAGACUUAGAGAAACGCAUAGAGAAGUAUGUCAAGAGAGAAAAGGAAGAAGUAGAGUACUCAUAUCAAGCGCUAGAAACCGAAGAGGAUGAGGAUGAAUUAGAAAACCGAGCAAACCGCUUGUUUGCUCUUGUGAAGUCGAGAGUCGGCGAAACAAUUAACAUACUAGCUUCUAAUCUAGCGAAUAAUCUAUUGUUAGAUUAUCUUCAGGAAGAUAAUAUUGGGGAAAAAGAAGAGACAAUAAUGGUGAAGAAAGUAGAGGAUUGGGUGAUGGAUAGACAAGAAGAGAUGUUCAUGAGUUGGGAAGUGAGAGAGAAGAGAGAGGUUUACUUGAAGGAAAUGAAAUGGGGUUGCAUUAACGGAGAUGAGAAAGAGAAUGUGGUUGAAGAGUUGGCUAAUGGUUUAUGCACUUGCUUGGUGAAUGAACUCAUCUUCAACUUAGCUUCCUGA